AGAAUAUUUGUUCUUCAGUCAUUGGUCUGACAGUUGACAGUUGUCACUCUGUCUCCGUGCAGUGUGCUCUUUCUAAGGCUCUUUCUCACUCUCUCUGUCAUGUCAUACUCGUAACGUAAACAUAACCUCAAUUUACACGUGUUUUUAAUUUGAUAGAUCCAGCAAAAAUGGUUUCAAAACGUAAAAAGAAGUAUUCGACCGGAGAAGCAGCUCAAUUCAUGACCAGAAAAGCUGCACUUAAAAAACUCCAGCUAUCCUUGAAUGACUUCAGAAGACUGUGUAUAUUGAAAGGAAUAUACCCGAGGGAGCCAAGAAACAGAAAAAGGGCCCAGAAGGGUAACACCGGCAUCAAAACCCUGUAUCAUGUGAAAGACAUACAAUUUUUACUGCAUGAACCCAUAAUCUGGAAGCUCAGAGACUACAAAAUAUUCAACAAGAAAGUCGGUCGGGCCAGAGCAGUGAGAGAUUUCGAAAAACUGCAUAAAUAUCUCAACAAUCACCCUACUUUGAAGUUGGAUCACAUUGUCAAGGAGCGCUACCCAACUUUCAUAGAUGCCCUGAGGGACUUGGAUGACUGUCUCACCCUGUGUUUCCUUUUCAGCACUUUUCCUUCCAUGGCGCAUGUGCCAAGAGACCAAUCAGCUCUGUGUAGAAGACUCAGCUUGGAGUUUUUGCAUGCUGUGAUUGAUGCUAAAGCCUUGAGAAAAGUUUUCAUUUCCAUCAAGGGUUACUAUUUCCAAGCUGAAAUUAAGGGACAAACCAUCACUUGGAUAGUGCCACAUCAUUUUUCUUUCACCCCCCAAAGCAAAGCUGAUGUGGAUUUCAAGAUAAUGUCCACUUUUGUUGAGUUCUACACUGUCAUGUUGGGUUUCAUCAACUUCAGGAUAUAUCACAGCUUGAAUCUGAUUUAUCCCCCUAGAUUUUCCUCUGUGACACCAGGAGAAAGUGAAAAACUUUUAGUUGAUGAAGAUGUGUUUGUUGCUGAGAGGGUGGCUGCAUUGAAUGUGUCUUUAUCAAAGUCAUCCAAUGAGGCUCCAGAGGAAGAUCUUGAUAUGGAUGCUUUCGAUGCUGGAGAUGAUGCUGAGAAGAUAGAAGAAGCUAAGAAAGAAGCAGAGCAAAUUAAGAAACUGAAAACUAUUUUCAAGGGGUUGAAGUUUUUCUUGAACAGAGAGGUGCCUCGUGAACCUUUGGUUUUCAUUAUUAGGUGUUUUGGGGGGGAAGUGUCUUGGGAUAAAACCCUCUUUGUGGGCUCCACUUUUGAUGAGAAUGAUGAAUCUAUUACACAUCAGAUUGUUGAUAGACCUUCCAUGGAUAAACAGUUCAUUUCAAGAUACUACGUCCAACCCCAAUGGGUGUUUGACAGUGUCAAUGCCAGAGACCUGUUGCCAGUCAACAAGUACUUCAUGGGGGAGGUUUUACCCCCUCAUCUGUCCCCCUUCAUCGACAAAGACAGAGACCAGCAAUACAUUCCUCCCGAGGCCAGAGCCCUCUAUGAUGAAAAUGAGUUGGAGCAACAGCACAAGAUGGACGAGGGGGAAAAUAGUGGGGGGGAUGAUAAUGCAAAAGAAGAGGAAAGUGGGAAGGAAGAUGAGGAAGAAAUGGAAGCGGACACGGCCACGAAAAAGAAAUCGAAAUUGUCUGUGAGCACUGGCGAGGUUUACAAGGAAGUGCCUUGGGAGAAAAACAGACAAGAAAGACAAGAGUUCAGAUUGCGGGAAAAGAUGGUGAAGAAGAAGCACAGGAAACUGUACAAGAGCAUGAUGGAGGGCAAGAAGGGCAGGGCCAAAGAAAUAUGGCUGCUGCGCAAAAAGAGGAGGCUGCAUGAUGAAGAAGCUGCAAAAGAAAAGAAGCAGAAAAAAGUAGGAAAAAAUUAGUGACAUGUUACAUAUAUUGUACUUUUAUUAAUAAAAACUUCUUAAUUUUUUUUCUGGAAUUGUUUUUGUUACAUAAAUAAAUAUGGGUGUACAUGAUUUGCAAAAUGUACAGAGAAAAUAUUGGCAAUACAGCAAGAAAUACAAAAUAUACAUUUUUCGUUUCUCUAAAAUUACUCUCAAUAGUUACAAUUAAUAAUAAAAUAACAAAUAACAACUAAGACAUUUUACUUUUACCAAAUUCCGUGUUUUGUUUCAAUCUCCGUCACUGUCUUCUUCUUCUAAUUCUGGCAUUGGAAAACGUAAAAUGGCUGCUAUACCGGUCAAUUGCUCCAAUU
Messenger RNA from Phaedon cochleariae (mustard beetle), 2209 nucleotides. NCBI's taxonomy places the organism in Eukaryota, Metazoa, Arthropoda, Insecta, Coleoptera, Chrysomelidae. The record is from the annotation of a GenBank genome assembly.